AGAUUGGUAGUGAAGGGAAGAAUGAAAUGUUGGGGGGACAUGAGGAGGUCAGACUGGGUCUUCCCCACGGCCAUACUCUCUCUUUAUGGUUUCUUUGCCAACUGCAGACCGGCAGAGCCUUUUCUUACACCUUACCUGGUGGGGCCCAAAAACAUUUCAGAGGAAGUGGUAACAAACUACCUGUUUCCUAUCUGGACAUAUUCAUAUCUGUCCCUUCUCUGCCCAGUUUUCCUGUUAACAGAUUUCCUAAGAUAUAAACCCAUAAUAGUAACUCAAGGUCUCUUUCUAGUCAUAAAUUACGUGCUACUUUGCUUUGCACACAGCCUGACUGCCAUGACCUACCUGCAGUUCAACUUUGCGAUGGUCACCUCUACAGAGGUGGGCUACUUUUCAUAUAUCUACAGCGUCAUACCGCCAGAACGCUAUCAGCAAGCUACAGGAUAUGUCCGUAGUGCUAUGCUGACUGGAUAUACAUUUGGAGCCACGUUAGGCCAGCUGCUAAUAUCAUUGGCCGAUACAAGCUACUUCCAUAUAAACACAAUCACUUUGGGACUCAUGGGGGUAGCGUUACUCAUCUCUUUAAGCCUGCCAAUGCCCAAGAAUAGAAUGUUUUUCAAAAGUGGGGUUGGGGUGUCUGUGGACACUCUGGAUGAAGAGGCAUCUGAGGGAGGAAAGGAAGCCAAGGAAAGAUGCUGUGCUUGGGAAAACGUUAAACGUUCUGGGAGGCAAAUGUGGGAGAGUCUUCGAGAAUCCUACUCCUCGAUGAAAAUGCUAAAGUGGUCCCUCUGGUGGGCUCUGGCCACAGCUGGAUACGGGCAGGUUUUUAACUAUGUGCAGCUGAUGUGGGACCACAUCGAGCCCUCCAGUACGUCAUCUGUGUAUAAUGGUGGAGUGGAGGCGGUCUGCACACUUGUAGGUGCAGCUGCAGCGUUCUCUGUGGGCCAUAUCAGAGUACAGUGGGGCAUGUGGGGUGAGCUCUCUCUGGGUGUAUUCUCUGCUGUAGGUGCUGGGUGUGUCUUUCUUAUGGGUCUCACCAAUAACAUUUGGCUGUGUUACACUGGUUAUGCUAUCUUCAAAGCCUCCUACAUGUUCCUAAUCACAAUGACAAUGUUUCAGAUAGCAGUUAACCUCUCUAUGGAAUGUUAUGCUCUAACCUUUGGCAUAAACACCUUUGUUGCUCUUACUUUACAAACUAUACUUACUGCUAUUGUGGUGGACAAUUCAGCACUGGGACUGGACAUUGUAACACAGUUCCUUGUAUAUGGAGGUUACUACUGCAUCAUCUCUGUCCUCUUCCUAACCCAAGGAGUGUACACUGUUUGUAAGCACUGCCAUAAAUCUGCAGACAGACCACCCGAGAACACAGACCGGCCACCGCAGGAAACUUUGGAAAAGCAACGUGUCCCCGACACACAACAUGGGAAAGAACAUUCAAUACCAUAAG
Molecule: messenger RNA, 1444 nt
Organism: Triplophysa rosa
Lineage: Eukaryota; Metazoa; Chordata; Actinopteri; Cypriniformes; Nemacheilidae
Gene: slc19a3b
Product: solute carrier family 19 member 3b
Exons: 5
Coding region: 22-1443 (473 amino acids)
Biological process (GO): vitamin transport; transmembrane transport
Cellular component (GO): plasma membrane
Molecular function (GO): vitamin transmembrane transporter activity
Source: RefSeq, a predicted model, not a curated record